AUGCAUUUCACAGAUAAGUUAAGGCAAAUUGUGGCCUUAAAUAUGAAACACUAUCAAAUUAAGAAUCCCACAAAUAAGGAUCUCAAAUUACCACACCACUUGCAGCUGAUAGCCGAUUCUCAAUUGAAUAAUAUGGAACUCAUACACGACUUUGACAUUAAUGAUGAAGAUGGUCGCAGUUUACAUAUACAGCAUAAGAAAUUUCGAUUUAUGAAUAGAAGAUUUAAAAGAGAAGAGACUGAGGAAUUUGAAGAAUUUGAUGCAUUGGAUCCUCUGCAAAUACCGCCCGAUUUGGACUCCAUAGAUCCCAUAAGGAUGCAACAAAAUUCAUUAGAUUUAAAGAGUCUAUAUGCAAAAGUAAGAAAUAAACGUACCAAACAGGCUAUUAGUAAAUUGGAAAAGGAAUAUAAGCGAUGUAAAAAGGAAUCGAAUGGCAAUAAGGAUUGUAUGGUGGCUUUUAUGCGUAUGUAUAAUUUGGCACGCGAGAUCAAUGAGAAAAUGGAAAAAAUGAAAGCAAUUUUUAAUGAUAGCGAACUAUUAUUACAAGCCAAUUCCAGCUCAAGUAGUAAUGAGUCCAAGGAAACCAUUUUAGAAACCACCACCAAGGCAGUCAGCGAAACCACAGAAGUAAGUGUUACAUUCACUGUGGAACCAUCUACUACCGAUGACAAUAGCACCAGUAAAAUAUCAAAAGCUGAAAAAAUUAAACCCAGUAAAAUCAGUUGGAUUUUGGAUGGCAAUGAAUACAAUAGCUCCGAAGAAGAAUUUGGUGUAAUGCCAGAAAUUAAGGCAGAUAAUAACACUGCAAAUGCUACAACAGCUAAGGAGAGCUCAACAGAGUCUACAAAACUAAUAACUACAACCACUGAAAUAAUUCAUACUUCAACCACAACAAAUCCAAAAUAUAUUACUACUUAUUCCCCAAGUACUACAGCUUUGGGAACUAAAAAUAUCACUGAAUUUAAACACACUACCGAAAGUUCUGGAACAGAUGGUCCCUCCACUUCCACGACGAAAUUCAUAGAAGAAAAAUAUGAACAAGUAAGUUGGAUAUUAGAUGGUGGUGAUAGUUCGGAAAAUAUUGUGAUCACCCAUGAUCAUUUCGAGGAUGUUCGUCACACUACUGUUAGUUUAAAAAGCACAAGUGAAGCAAGUAAUACUACUGCGAUCAGUACAACUCUCAGCUCUACGUCCUUAACGACAGCCGUUGCAGAGACCACCGAAAACAUCGUUACUACCUCUUCAACAACUGAAAACGAUUUGGAACGUAAAUUACAAUUCGAUUGGAUUUUAGAUGGCGAAGAAUUAACAGCUGAAAUAACAGAACAUUACAAUAGCUCCACAUCCACCACCGAGAUACCCUUAAAUGCAACCUCUCCUCAAUACCCCACCAAACCCAAGCCUAUAAAAUACAGCUGGAUUAUUGAUAGUGAUGCAAACAGCGCUGAAUCACAUACCACAUCAAAGCCAUUGACAACUUUGCCACAUGAUCGUGUAAUAAAUGUGGAGAGUGAGAAAUGUAAUGGCACUUCGGAGGAUAGCACUUGUCAAUUGAUAUCGUUAAAAAGCAAACCACGUUUUGGCAGCAAUGAAGAUCAUCCUUUAGAUAAUCCAAGCAGUUUGGAGAAUAUGCUAGAGAGUUUGGAAAGAGUGGCGCCGGUUACCGAAAAAGUGAAAUUGAAUAAAACGUUUGAUCCUCUAGAUCGCAGCGAAUGGGAAAAGAAGUUUCAGCAGGGGACUUUGAGUAAUCAGCAGGAAAUUAUGGAUUCAUUUGGGGAAUUGGAUGCUAAACAUAUUGCCAAAUUUGGUCCAAAAUUGAAUCCGGUCAAUCCAAAUAAUUUUGGAGCCGAUAAUCAAUUUAUGACACUGUGUGAACGCAUGGCCAAGCGAAUGCGUGAUAAGGGCUCAUCCCCAACCGGUCCCCAGCCUCAACAGCAACAACAGCAACCACAGCCUGAACCCGAUCCAGAAUCAUAUACGCAAUCGUCUGCAGUGCAAUUUACUAGUCGUGGUCCUGUGGGCGGAUUUCCGGUAACAGGCGAAACCAUGAAAGCUUCGGCUCAGUUCAUGUUUAAUCCAAAUUUUGGCAUGCCCACAAUACCCGUCUGCUUUUAUGUUUCACCGGCUAAUUUGCGUAUGGUUAAUCAAGUGCCGCUGUGGACGCCAUCAUACUUUGGUAUGCCAGGAGGAGGAGGUUUCGGAGGCUCGAGUGGUGGUGUCAUGGGUGGUGCUGGGGGUCCUGGUGGUAUUUUCUUUGUACCACAAAAUUUUGGAACGACUGGUAAUUUCUUUGGUCAUACUACUGGUACCGCUCAAGGUGGUCAAGGCAAUAUACCAAAUAUAUUUUCCAAAAAUGCUUCGCCUCAAAAACAACAACAGCAGCAACAACAGCAGGGACAUCAGCAAAAACAAUUAUUUUGCACAUACAUGCAAAAUCAUGGUAAUUCUGGCAGUUCGGGUGGUGUGGGUGGUGGUGGCGUAAGUGGACCUGGUAAUGCUGUAAGCGGUCUUGGCUUUUCAAAUGCCAAUUUCAAAAUGCGCACCGGCAAUUCUAACAAUUCUCUAUCUUCUGAUAUUAUCUAUGCUUCCUACGCUGAUCUACCAGAUCAUUUGGGUCACGAAGAUCAUUUCAAGUGUGAACUGCCGGGACAGUUGGCCUGUUAUGGAGGCAACGAAUGUAUACGCGAAAGUUCAUGGUGUGAUGGCUCUGUAGAUUGUUCGGAUGGCAGUGAUGAGGCGGCCUGUACUUGUCGUCAACGCAUAGAUGAGGAUCGUGUAUGCGAUGGUUAUGCUGAUUGUCCGAUGGCUGAGGAUGAAGUGGGUUGCUUCGGCUGUGCUGAAUUUAUGUAUUCGUGUUAUGAACAUCCUGCGGAAUAUGAUAUGAACAAUCGGUCGACCGUUUCCAUGUGUUAUAGUAAUUUGGAAAAGUGUGAUGGUUUUACAAAUUGUCUAAACGGAAAAGAUGAAAUGGAAUGCAGUUUGAUAGUUAAUGAUAUAGCUCAUCAUAUGUCCCAUUCCGUUUCCACUUCAGAGGGUUAUCUUUAUCGUAACUAUCGCGGCGAAUGGUAUCCUGUAUGCAACAAUGGAGAAAAUUGGGCUCUAGAAGCUUGUAAAAAUGAGGGUGGUUAUUUUGGUAAACCCAACAUGACAUUCAGGCCACUAUCCUUGCCAGGACCUUUCAUAGAACCCACCAACAUUGGUAAUGCCCAUUUUCCUCAGUCGUGUCAGAAACGUGAUAACCAAGAUGUAUUGGGAGACUAUGUAGCUUAUGUCAGGUGUACGCCUACAAAGUGCGGAAUAACUAAACGUUCAACGAAUUUGCUAGCACGAAAAUCGAAACGUUUUGCGAGACUUCAGGCAGCGGCAGAGCUGCAAAAGAAACGAGAAUUAGACAAUGACGCUGGGCGUAUUGUUGGUGGUACAUUUAGUAAACCCAUGGAAUGGCCGUUUGUUGUGGCUCUUUAUAGAAAUGGAAAUUUUCAUUGUGGCGGCACUAUUUAUUCAGCACAAUGGAUUAUCAGUGCUGCUCAUUGUGUUAUCAACUACCAUAAAUACUAUUAUGAAGUUCGUGCUGGUCUACUGAGACGUUCCAGUUUUUCUUUAUCAACUCAAAUACAACCAAUUUCUCAUGUGAUCGUACAUCAGGCCUAUGAACGUCGAAGUAUGCGCAACGAUUUAUCGUUGUUACGUUUGGUUAAGCCCUUGCAGUUUAAUCGUUGGGUUAAGCCGAUUUGUCUACCCGAUUUAGGACGUUCCACGGCGGGAGAAGAUUGGAUUUGGGGACCAGAAGCAGAUACCUUGUGUACGACCGUUGGUUGGGGUGCUAUUAGGGAGAAAGGACCAGGAAGUGACUCUUUACGCCAAGUAACCGUACCCAUUCGUAAGGCCUGUACUGAAAAAGAAGAUCAAGAAGCUGAAGAUAUUUGUGCCGGUGAUCCGGGUGGCGGUCGAGAUGCCUGUCAAGGUGAUUCCGGUGGGCCACUGUUCUGUCGCAGUGUUAGCAAUAGUGAUGAAUGGUAUCUGGCUGGUAUAGUCAGUCAUGGAAAUGGUUGUGCUAGACCCAAAGAAUUUGGUGUCUAUACAAGAGUUGCUUUGUAUUUGGAUUGGAUUGAAAUGGCAAUUCGCCCGGAGUUUUUGCCCCAAGUACAGCCACAUAAAAUGUGCCCUGGUUACGUGUGUGUCUGGGGUGGUAAACGUUGUAUACCACAAAGAAAACGCUGCGAUCGUAUUGUUAACUGUUUGGGUGGUGAAGAUGAAGUGGGUUGUAUUUACAACUUUAUACCAGAUUUAGGCAGUACAAGAAAUACUACCACAACCGAGAGUGAUUAUCAUCCCGAGGAGGAUGGUAAAGAAACUACACCUAUUAGUAUAGUGGAGAAUAAUUUGGAAAGGGUUGUUGAAAAGGAUGAGGCCAUUGUAGAAAAUGCAACAACAACAAUGGAUAACAUAGAAACUAGCACUAAUUUUGAGACCCCCUCUACUAUUGAAAAUGAAGUAGAAUCUACUUCGAAUAUAGAAAGUUCAUCUGCCAGUAUUAAUAUUACCACUGAAUUGCUGCAGUCUACAAUAACCACUGAUAUGACAACUAAUGAGCCUAAGGAUUCUACCGAAUCCCCCACUGAUACUACUGAAACUAAUUUAGUCACCACUACUGUGGUGCCUAGUUCUACGGAUGAUUUAGAUAAAUUCACCACAUUGGCAGUGCAACUAUUUGAAAGCUCUACUGUUGGCAGUAUUUUGACUGAAGGUACUACAUUGCCAAGUGUUGCAAGUAGUACCCAGGAAAUUGAAACUGAAUCUACUAUGGAAAUUAAAGUGGAUUUUAUGAGCGAUAGUACAACGGAUGCUCCUAAUGCAACAAUGACGACUUAUGUCUCGGUUAUUACUACAACCGAAAGUACUUUUAUACCAACAACGUUAAUAACGACAGAUGCUCCCACAACCACCGAUUAUACAAUUGAAACAAAUUCCACAACUCCGGUGGUGCCUAAGAGGUCAGCACAGAAAUUUAUAUGUCACAAGAUAUCUCAAAUUAUUGACAUUUCGCAUCGUUGUGAUCGUAUUGUAGAUUGUGAAGAUGGCACCGAUGAAGAUGGCUGCAGUUGCCGGGAUUAUUUAAAGAACCAACUUAGCAUUUUGAUAUGUGAUGGCAAACCGGAUUGUGAAGAUUUAACCGAUGAGGAUAAUUGUGGAAACUGCAAUAGUGAUGAAUUUUUGUGCCCUCUAUCGAAAAUUUGCUUGCCGCUGGCAAAACGUUGUGAUAAUUCCAUUGAUUGUAAAUUCAAAGAAGAUGAACAGGAUUGUUUUGCCCUUACCAAUGGCAAAGAAAUCAAAUUAGAUUCGAGUAAACGACCUGAACUACAAAGUGCCGGCAUAUUUUCCCGUAACAUCAACGGCAUUUGGCGCACCGUCUGCACCCAUGAGACAACAUUUAGCGAACACAAUGCCAAAACUGCUGCUGAAGUUUGUGCCCUAUUGGGUUUCAAAGGUUUCAAAUUCUACAACACCACAGAACCGGACAAACAUCAUCACAUUGUGCCAAUUAGUCCGGAAAUACGGACAAAAUCAAGAUUUAACGAAGAUGUUCUAUCCAUUAUCAGUGAUAGUUUACAGUUCUUGUAUUUUGGCAAAAAUAUAUUGCCCAAAGAGUUAAAAACCAAUUUAAGAUCAAUACGUAUUGAACAGUCUAAGGAAUCGUGUUUGGGUCUUUACGUGGAGUGUCAUGCUAAAUCUAAUCGUACCGAACCGUUUAAAACUAUUAGUGCGGGCCAACAGAAACCUCAUACAGAUAUGAAAGUUCAUCACAUAAAACCGGCUCUAGAAACCCACAAUAAACCGAAUGUUUUUGUUAAUCCCCAUUUGCCCACUGUGGUGGUACAGAAAAAGGAAGAAAUUUUACAGAAACUGGAUAAAGUUAUCGAUACAAAGAAGAAUAUAACAAUUUUGGUGGAUAAAAAUCUACACGAGGCCAUAGAAGAACUACACUGGCCAUGGUUGGUGGACGUGUAUGCAAAUGGUAAACUUUGGUGUUUGGGAGUGCUGAUGGAUAAACACUGGAUAAUGGUGCAUGAAACUUGUAAUUUUGGUAUAAGAUUUAAUUUGGAUUAUGUGGCGGCGUUGUUGGGAGGCGGCAAAACUAAACAUACUCUGCACCGAAGUAAUCACGAGGAAAUCCAUCGCAUAGAUUGUUCGGAAGUUGUACCGAAUAGUGAUGUUUUACUGUUGCAUUUGGAAAGGCCCGUUCGUUUUACACAUUUUAUAUUGCCAACAUUUAUACCAGAUGGAUCCCAUUUGGAAAAUCAUCCCAAACAUGAGUGUAUUGCGGUUUUGCAUGACAAUUCACAUGGUCGGAUUAAAACCGUUUCUCUAAAGGAACAAAACGAUGACAAACUAUGUCGUAGCACAGCUAUGGGAUGCUAUCGCCUAAUUGAGAAAACUCCUCCCAAGAAAUUAUUAAGAGAAACUAGUCUUAGUGCCGAAGAUGUAGCCAGUAUAUCAGAGGAAGUGACGAUACGCGAUUCACAAAGUUCCGAAGAGAAUGAAGUUGUCUCCAAAUACACCACCUGUACACAAUUUGGUAGCAAACAUGUUAAUGCCACGGGAUUGGAGCCUAUAGAUCAAGGUAUUUUAGUGUGUCGCAGCAAUGAUACGGGUUGGUAUCCAAAUGCUCUAUUUUCCUACAACAAUACGAAUUGUAACAGUUUUAAGCAGGCCUUUGCUAUGCGAACUUUAGAAGUGGCCUAUAAGGCAAUACAUGAAAUAUUGGAGACUUCCGAAUGCAAAUUUGCUCAUGAUGUGCCAUUGUGUGCCGACUUUAGAUGUCCUUUAGGUUUGUGUCUGAAUGCCAGUCAAAUUUGUGAUGGUCGAUUCGAUUGCCAUGAUGGAAGUGAUGAAAAACCUAAGAUGUGUAAACGUCUUAACAAAACUUGUGGUCCUUCGGAGAUGAAAUGUCGUACUUCGGAUAAAUGUUUGCCGAAAACCAAAUUUUGUGAUCAUAUAGCGGAUUGUGAAGAUUUAACGGAUGAGCCCACAAUAUGUUCCUGUUUUACAUAUUUAAGGGCUACCGACCCCUCCAAGAUAUGUGAUGGCGUUAGAAAUUGCUGGGAUAAAAGUGAUGAGAGUCCAGUUUUAUGCAACUGUACCUCAGAUCGUUUUCAAUGCGGACAAUCCUCAAAAGAUUGUAUACCUCGGGAAUUUGUGUGUGAUAAGGAAACGGAUUGUCCUAAUGGAGAAGAUGAACGUUAUUGUUAUGGUAUUGAACAUCCCAUUGAACAAACUGAUGAUCUACAACAAAAGCAAUACUUGAAACCCCCCCAAUAUGGCCAGCUUAUAGAGCAAAGCUAUGGUGUUUGGCAUACGAAAUGUUUUCCAAAAUCCACACCACCCGAUAUGUCGGAAGUAAGACAAAUAUGCCAGAAAUUGGGCUACAGUCCAUAUCGUCAGCCCAGUUAUCGCCUAAUCGAUGAUGCUCUCAACGAUGUAAUUUUCACCAAAGAAUCACCCGAUCAACGUGGUCGUUCAUUUAGCAAUGAUCCGUUGGCAGGGAAAUAUCGCAGCUCAACUAAAGCAGUUAUAACAACAAAAUUUUCACCGCUGCUGCUUAACGAACAAUUGACACUGUUUGUUAAACCCAGUCGUCCGAUAGCGGAGUUGGUGCGUUGGAAUACUACGGAUUCGGAGAAAUGCUUAAGGUUAGAGAUAAAGUGUUCGUAG
Molecule: messenger RNA, 7713 nt
Organism: Calliphora vicina (urban bluebottle blowfly)
Lineage: Eukaryota; Metazoa; Arthropoda; Insecta; Diptera; Calliphoridae
Gene: ndl
Product: serine protease nudel
Exons: 18
Coding region: 1-7713 (2570 amino acids)
Biological process (GO): proteolysis
Cellular component (GO): membrane
Molecular function (GO): serine-type endopeptidase activity; protein binding
Source: RefSeq, a predicted model, not a curated record